AGCGAGCAGAGAAAAGAGAAAAGAGAAAAGAGAGAAGAGAGAAGAGACAACAACACUAAUCACAUUGCGGGGGAUAGCCCAGGCCCGAGCCGGGCUAGAUGGGUCGUGCUGGUAAAAAUAAACGAAAAGAAGCGACCAACGCCAGACGCCAGGCCUGCCACCUGCUGGUUUCCACGCCUUUUCCACCUGUAGCCCAUGUACGAGUGUUUUGGGACCCCACGAUGCCCAGUUCCAGACAAGAAUUUCAACUACCAACGCCACUUUUACAGCCCGACCUGCAUACCCCCGUCCGCCUUCAGCUACCCUUCGUGCUUCGGGGAAGCGGCAGCUGAUCGUUUACAGCUUCCAGUCGUUUUUUCCGUUCAAGUGUCGUGCUUGAGAAGUCAGUCAAAAGUCUCACUUCUGGCUGAGGACAUGACUGGCUGUGCUCACCUUCGGAAUGACAUCCAGUUUCAGCCCAGGCGCCGACAAAUGAAAGGUCUCUAUCCACCACUUUGAUGGCUGCAUCGUGGGUCUCACGCAUGGAAUUGAUCUGCGUCGCUUGCUCCAGGAGCCUAGCGUCGGCGACGUCGGAGGGUUUUCCAUUCUUACAGUUUCCGCUGUAUACAAUCCGCUCG
Messenger RNA from Cladophialophora immunda, 617 nucleotides. RefSeq lists its product as uncharacterized. The transcript has a single exon. Bases 196 to 498 code for a protein of 100 amino acids. Lineage: Eukaryota; Fungi; Ascomycota; Eurotiomycetes; Chaetothyriales; Herpotrichiellaceae. The record is from RefSeq and is a predicted model, not a curated record.